UAUUCAAUGCUGCUAUACAUGUACCUUUUUCUACUUCUGCUGGUGGCUGUGGUUGGGUUUUGGUUCUUAUAAGAAUCAACUAUUCGUAUAAUAAUCAAUAAUAAUAAUAAUGUCACAAUCUAAUCGUGUUGGUCAUCCGAUUCGUAAUCGAAAAAAGAAUCGUUUAAUUUUUAAUGAAGAUGAAGAAACAUCAUUUGGUUCAAAUCGUAUGCCAUUAUAUUCAAUAUCAUCAUCGAUGGCCAAUAAUAUGAAAUCAAAUAAUAAACAAUCAAUAUCGAACAAUAAUAAUUCUACAAAUAAAAAUCAACAACAAGAAGAAUCUAUAGUUAUUUAUAAAGGAAAAUUUAGUAAAAAUAUCGGUAAUAAUCUGAUGAAUAGUUUGAAAACAUUGCUGAAAUUACCAAAAGCAUAUAAUUGGGUCAUAUUGGAAUGGUUCUAUGGUAGUAUUGAUCAGGUAUUAUUUUUGGAUGAAAAUGAAUUCAGCCUAUGUUUGAAAGAUUCAUUUCCACAAUUGAAAACAAGAUAUCUAACACGUAUUGAAUGGUCACAGAUUCGACGUUUGAUGGGUAAACCACGUCGUUGUUCAUCUUCGUUUUUCGAUGAAGAACGUACUACAUUACAUACGAAACAUAGUAAAAUACGUUAUCUACAACAGAAUAAAGUGGCCGAUAUUAAUAUUUAUAAAGAUUUACCAGAAUAUCUACCACAACCACUAGUCGUUGGUAAUCGUGUCAAUGCAUUAGCUAGACAACAUGAAGGUCUACAUUUUGGUACAAUUGAAGGCAUUAAUCCAUCGAAUGGUACAUAUCGUGUACGAUUUAAUCGUGAUGAAUUAGGUUCAUUAACCAUACCUGAUUAUGAUAUAUCAUCAUCAGAUAUACCACAAUUAGCGCCAUUAUCAUCAUUUCAGAUUAAAACAAGAAAAACAUGGAAUCUAUCGAAUCGUAUUGUUGAUUCAAUUGCUACGGUUGAACCACAUCUUUUAACAUCAUCAUCAUCAUCAUCAUCAACAACAACAACAACAACAUCCAUACAACAACAACAACAACAACAGCAACAGCAGUCAGAAAUAAUUGCAAAACAACGUUCAAAAAUAUUAGAAGUUGAUCAAUGUAUCGGUGGAUUUCCAAUCAAAUUUUUAACCUAUAUGGUUAAAGCAUCGAAAAUAUUGACAUUAAAAAAACGUAAACUAACCGAAUUACAAGCAAUGAAUACAAAAAUCGAACGUAUGACAACAUUAUCAAUGCCGAUAUCAUAUACAUUUAAAAAACAAUAUGCAUUGACCAUAUUGGAUCUGGAACGUACCAAUAAAGAACUUUGUUUUCAUUUGAAAAAAAUUCAAAGCUACAGUCUACAGAUUGCAUUGGAUGGUAAAUUAAAAAGUCUACGGCCAGAUGUAUUGACACAAAAAUAUCAAAUUGAAUCCAAACAAUUGAUUGAAAAAUUACAAGGAAAAUUUAAAGUUAGCGAAAAAAUGCGAGAUUUAAUCAUCAAUCUAAUGUGUUUAUUGGUACAUUUACGUGGAUUUCGUGAUUGUGAGAUAAGCUCACAUGAAUUUGAAUCAUUAUUGAAAGCAUUGUCAACUAUUCGUGACAUGAUACAUCGCGAUAAUCAUGAUACAUUUCAAAAUAAUGUUGAAAUACAUAUUCGUCAUAUAAUGACCUGUGUAUCACAUUUAGGUAAUGUGGGCGCUUUUGCUGAAUCCACAACAUCAUCAUCAUUAUCAUCAACAACAACGAUGUCGACAUCGAAUUUGUAUAAUAAUGCUAAUAGCAAUAAUAACAAUAAUAAUAAUAUCAACAAUAAUAGUAGCAGCAAUAGCAGCCAAUCCAAUCAACAUCAUCAUCAUCAUCAUCAAAAUGAUAUGAUCAAAACGGAAAUCAAUUGACCACAUUGGAACAAAUCGAAAAAAAUGGACUUAUUAUCACCAUUCAUUCAUUCAUUUCAUUCGUUUUCAAUUUUAUUAUUGUCAUGUGUUAUUAAUAUUAUCGAUAUAAUAUUCAUUGUAAUCUGAUUUGCUAUUAACAAAUUUUAUCCAAUCACUUUUUUUUAAAGAAAAUAAAUAAAAUCCAAUCCAAUAUAUUGA
Molecule: messenger RNA, 2086 nt
Organism: Dermatophagoides farinae (American house dust mite)
Lineage: Eukaryota; Metazoa; Arthropoda; Arachnida; Sarcoptiformes; Pyroglyphidae
Product: protein lin-9 homolog
Biological process (GO): regulation of transcription by RNA polymerase II; regulation of cell cycle; DNA-templated transcription
Cellular component (GO): transcription repressor complex; nucleoplasm
Molecular function (GO): DNA binding
Source: RefSeq, a predicted model, not a curated record